AUGAUCUCCAAGGCUGAUAAGACUCUUCAGCACGUCGGUAACUUCACCGCCCAGGUCCAGAUCUUGGAUGUCCCCGGUGAGAUCAAGGUCGGUUACUCUCCCAUCGCCUUCGUCCGUACUGGCCGUUCCGCUUGCAAGCUUACCAAGAUCAACUGGAAGGUCGGUAAGGAGACCGGUGGCAAGAAGAUGGAGGAUCCCCACUCCUUGAAGUCUAACGAGAUGGCCGAGGUCGUCUUCGAGCCUCUUCAGCACCUUGUUGUCGACUCCUUCAAGCACUGCGAGGGUCUCUCUCGUGUUGCUCUUAUGGAGGGUAACGGUGUUGUCAUGCUUGGUAAGUGUGUCGCCACUAGCGCCAAGGAUGUCAAGUAA
This is a messenger RNA of Perkinsus marinus ATCC 50983, 369 nucleotides long. RefSeq lists its product as hypothetical. The transcript has a single exon. Lineage: Eukaryota; Perkinsozoa; Perkinsida; Perkinsidae. The record is from RefSeq and is a predicted model, not a curated record. Bases 1 to 369 code for a protein of 122 amino acids.